This is a messenger RNA of Amaranthus tricolor (Joseph's coat), 2846 nucleotides long. Its product is annotated as QWRF motif-containing protein 2-like. The transcript has 6 exons. Gene Ontology annotation, biological process: spindle assembly; centrosome cycle. Gene Ontology annotation, molecular function: microtubule binding. The record is from RefSeq and is a predicted model, not a curated record. NCBI's taxonomy places the organism in Eukaryota, Viridiplantae, Streptophyta, Magnoliopsida, Caryophyllales, Amaranthaceae. Gene Ontology annotation, cellular component: centrosome; cytoplasm; nuclear microtubule. The coding region runs from base 473 to 2404 and encodes 643 amino acids.
UUCACCAUUUUGAUUCAUCAACGCUCUCAAAUAUCCUGAUAAUAAUUUUAUUUUCAUUUAAAUUUACACUUCUUUCGAAAAAUUAAAAAAAAUUGAAAUGUGGCAAAUAUUUUGUGUCCUAGCUUGUUCUUUUUCUCUCAUCCUCACCGACCCCACUUCUUCAAUACAUUCCCUUUUUUUUUCUGCUUCCUCUUCCCAUCCCUUUUUAUCAUCUCUAAGCAAAUUAUCCCAACAAUCCAUUCAAUGGUGCAUUCUUCGAACAAAAAGAUUGUUUUUCCUAACCCCAAAUGAUUAUUUCCUGAAAAAAUCAUAGCUUUUUCAAGUUUUAUGGCCUUGAAAUGCUAAAUACUGAAGAUUCUUCACCUGGGUUUCUCAUAUCUUUGUAAAAUUUCAUGAUUCUUUACAGUUUCCAUAGUUUUAGCCCAGAAAUUUUACAAUGUGGGAAGAAGUUUGUGUGUUUUGAUGUGAAUACAUGAUAAUGGUGGCUGCCAUUUCACCUGUUUUACAAGACCCAUCAAAAGUUCCUUCUCAGCAAAGUCCAAGACCACCAUUGUUGCCCUCAGAGAAAGAAAAUGGAGUUCAAAGUGCUCAUCACAGAAGAUUUAGAGCAAGAGAAGUUCCUUCAAGGUAUAUGUCAAUAUCUUCUCCUUCUACUUGUUCAAAUAGUAGCAGAACAACUAGUACAUCUUCUACAAAUACUACUAAUUCAACUUCUAGUUCAUCAACAUCUUCAUCAAUUGUUAAAAGAUUCCCCUCCCCUGUAGUAAGUAGGAAUCAUAGAAGUAGUUUAGCUAACCCUAAAAGGUCUCAAUCUGUUGAUAGAAGAAGAUCUGUGACACCUAAACCCACAUCAUUUGUAGAAAAUGCUAGUGAUUCAGCUGCCACAAAAUUACUUGUUACUUCAAUUAGGAGGUUAUCAGUAUCUUUCCAAGGUGAAAGCUUUUCGCUUCCGAUUAGUCGGAAAAAGGAUGUGAAUCAGGGUAGUAGUUGUAGUAAUAGUAGUAAUGUUAGAAAAGGAGGAACUCCUGAGAGAAAGAGAAGUACCCUUUUAAGGGGGAAGGUUGAUAGAGGAGGUGGAGAUCAUGUUGAGCAUUCGAACAUGGACUCGAAUUUGAAUUCGAGCCCAUGUGAUCAUCAUCGAUGGCCUAGAACGCGGCAAUUGAACAUGUUGUCGAGGAGUUUAGAUUGUUCUAACAAUGAGAGUAAAGGGUGUGUUGGAUCAAGUGGUGUGGUUAGGUCUUUGAAGGAGCCUCUGCUUGAUGAGAGUAGAAGGGCAUCUUUUGAUGGGAUACUGAAUCUUGAUUCUGGUUAUGGUGAUGUUUUGAAUGGGGUUAGGGGUAUGAAUGGUUCGUCAGUUCGUUCUGAUCUAACAGCUUCUGAUACUGACAGUGUUUCUUCUGGUAGUACUUCUGGAGCACUGGAAAUCAACGGUGGGGGCCAUGGGCGUAGUUUACCCCGUGGCAUUGUGGUCUCAACGAGGCUAUGGCAAGAAACUAAUAUGCGGUUAAGGCGAAUGCAGGAUCCUGGAUUGGGGUUAUCGCCGAGUCCUACAUCAAAGCUUCUUGCCCUUCCUAAGUUAAGCCAUUCCAAAAGGUUGAGUGAUGGACCUAUGUCAUCACCUACUCGGGCAGCCUCACCGAUUAGGCUUAAUGAUACACCAGUAUCUUUACCAAUGAGGGGAGUUAGUCCAUCUACGAUGAGAAGUUCUAUUGGUAGCGCCUACGGUAGUAGUCCUUGGGAUACACCAUCUGUUCUAAGUUUUGUUGUCGAUGUUCGAAGAGGUAAGGUUGGGGAGAAUCGCAUUGUUGAUGCUCACCGUUUGCGACUUCUUUAUAACAGACAUUUGCAAUGGAGGUUUGUAAAUGCUAGAACAGAUGCUUCCUUGUCAGUUCAAAGACGGAAUGCUGAGAAGAAUUUGUGGAAUGCGUGGAUAACAAUGACUGCUCUACGUGACUCUGUUAGACAUAAAAAAACUCAAAUACAGCUGCUGAGGCAAAAGCUUAAGCUUAGCUCCAUCCUUCGAGGACAAAUGGCAUAUUUGGAAGAGUGGUCCCUUCUUGAUAAAGACCACUCCAAUUCCAUGCAAGUAGCUAUCGAGGCAUUGAAGGCUAGCACCCUCCGCCUUCCAGUAGUCGGGGGAGUAACUGCCGAUAUUCAAAGAGUGAAGGAAGCUGUUCGAUCAGCUGUUGAUGUAAUGCAGUCCAUGGCUUCUUUGACAUGCUCUCUCUCGACGAAGGUUGAAGAGGCGAAUUCCUUGGUGACGGAGCUUUCAAAAGUUGCUACUAAGGAAAGGACCUUGUUGAAGAAAUGCAAAGAAGUUUUAUCCAUGUUAGCCGCCAUGCAGGUGAAUGAUUGUAGCUUGAGGACGCACAUAUUGCAGUGUAACCGCUCACACUUAGGUUAACAACACGUCUGUAGAUCUAAUCUCGGAUUGACCAUUGAUUUUAUAUAAAACCGCUAACAAACACAGAUGACGACUUGGUGAUGGUAGAGGUUAGAAGCGACUAAAGAUAGUAAGAACGGGAUGGAUGGCUUUCGAUUGGCUCUCGUUAUUGUAAUGUAUAUCGCAUCCUCAGUGUAAUCAGUUCUAUCUACGGUUUGCUUUUCUUUUAUAUAUUUCUUGGAUGCUGAACGAUGAAUGUAAAUAGUGUAAUCAAUGCUAUUGCCUACGUUUUUUUGAUGGAAUACAACUUUCCCUUGCUAUUCUCAACUUACGUAUAUGACGUGAGCAACCGCUAUCAAAUACUUCCUCCUAAUAGUGAUAUUUUUCCACACAAUGUCACUAUCAAUUGCAAAUAUUUCGGAACGGAGGUAAUAUUCAAGUUUGGUUGUAUUCUCGUAUUAAC